UCAUGUGUUUUAGAUCUUACAAUUAGGUUAAACAUUUAUUUGUAUCACAAUGUUUGCAAAUGUAACGACACAUACACCUAUCAGGCUGAGAGAUUUGAUUCGCAAUAUUCGAGCUUGUAAAACUGCUGCAGAGGAGCGUGCUGUUAUCAAUAAAGAAUGUGCAGACAUCCGUAACGGAUUCCGCGACACUGAUACCACGUUUCGUUGCCGUAAUGUAGCAAAAUUAUUAUAUAUUUACAUGCUCGGAUUUCCUGCUCAUUUUGGCCAGUUGGAAACGAUGAAAUUACUCCCUAGUUCACGAUUUACUGAUAAAAGAAUUGGAUAUCUUGGUGUAAUGUUGCUUUUGGAUGAAAAUCGAGAAGUCCAGCUUCUUAUGACGAAUUCAUUGAAGAAUGAUCUUGACCAUUCAAGUCAGUACGUUGUCAGUUUAGCUCUCUGCGCUCUUGGAAGUGUCGGAUCAGCAGAGAUGGCUCGAGAUCUUGCACCUGAUGUUGAAAAGUUAAUGAGAAAUUCUAACGGAUAUAUCAAGAAGAAAGCUGUUCUUUGUGCAUGUAGAAUCGUUCGAAAAGUACCAGAAUUGAUGGAAAAUUUUAUCCCGUUGACGAAGUCGUGUUUGAACGAUAAAAACCAUGGAGUUGCCUUGGCAACUGUGUCCCUGAUCACAGAAAUGUGUAGAGCGAGUCCAGCAGUUUUGAAAAGUUUGAAAAAGCUGUGCCCGACUCUCGUGCGGAUUUUGAAGAAUUUAAUCAUGUCUGGAUACUCACCGGAGCAUGAUGUUUCUGGAAUCAGUGACCCAUUUUUGCAAGUUCGUAUUUUACGAUUGUUAAGAAUCCUUGGAUCACACGACGGCGAAGCUAGCGAGAUUAUGAACGAUAUAUUGGCUCAAGUUGCGACGAAUACUGAAACUAGUAAAAAUGUUGGGAAUGCAAUUUUAUAUGAAACGGUCCUCACAAUCAUGGAUAUCAAAUCUGAAAGUGGACUGAGAGUUCUUGCCGUCAACAUUCUGGGCCGAUUUCUUCUCAACAAUGAUAAAAAUAUCCGUUAUGUAGCGUUGAAUUCUCUUCUGAGGACAGUCCACACGGAUAUGAACGCUGUGCAGCGUCAUCGCACCACUGUUCUUGAUUGUUUAAAAGAUCCGGACCCUUCGAUUUUGCGUCGUGCAAUGGAGUUGUGCUUUGCUCUUGUGAAUAGCCAUAAUGUUAGAGGAACUGUUAGAGAGUUACUUGCGUUUUUGACCCGCUGUCCUCCAGAUUUCAAGUCAGACUGUGCAUCAGGAAUCUUUCUAGCAGCGGAAAAAUUCGCUCCUAACCGUCGCUGGCAUAUUGAUACGAUGUUGAAAGUUCUCACGACCGCUGGUAAUUAUGUUAGAGACGACACCGUUCCAAGUUUGAUACAUCUGCUAUCUGAUAGUGAUAAAUUACAUUCCUACGCCGUUAAUUCUCUCCUAAAUGCAGCAAAAAUGCCUGAAAAUAUUGACCAGCAGCCUUUAGUUCAAGUUUUAUCCUGGUGUCUUGGAGAAUAUGGAGACGAGUUAGCUGAAGGGCAUCAUGAUUCUGGAGAUGUAAUUGAGCCAGUUUCUGGCGACCAGAUUUUAGAUUUUCUUGAUGACACUAUUGAAAGUUCAUUAUCGAAUCCCGUAACGAAAGCAUAUGCUAUUAAUGCAAUAAUGAAGCUCAGUGCACGAAUACCAGGCAUAGAAUCUAGAGUUCGUCAAAUUAUUGAGCGCUUUGGAGUUUCACACAGCACCGAGGUGCAGCAGAGAGCUGUGGAAUAUUGUGCACUGUUGGAUAAGCAUCAUAAUCUAUGUGCUGGUGUUUUAGAAUCGAUGCCAAAAUUUGAAAAGCCGCCGGCGGAAUCGAUCGAAAGAGAAUCUGAAACAAAUUAUGGGGAGGAAUUGGAAGACGGAGAAACUGAACAAAAUGUGGCAACAGUGAAAGAAGCAGCAGCACCACAAAGCAAUAUUGAUUUAUUGUUAGAUUUAGUCGAUUUGAAUAAUUCCGCAGCAUCGGACACACCCAUUGUCCCGCCCAUGGGUGGGGCCCCUAUACAACCAAUACUUCCGAUGAGUAAUUCUCUUAAUCUCCUCGAUGACAUCAUGGGGUCUCCCCCACCCGCUAUGCCAAAUACGAACGGGAUUAUGGGUUCAGCCCCACCGCCAGCAAUUAACGGGUUAGCAGGGCUGAUGCUUGGUAACCCGGCCCCUGUUGCCACAAAUUUCAUUCCAGAAAUGACAGCGUUUGAAAAAGGAGGUUUGAAAGUUAUUUUUUACUUCGAUAGGAAACCAGGAGACUCGGUGCUUUCCAUCAAUGUCAAAACAAGUAACCUGACCCCAUCUGAAAUUUCGGAUUAUGUAUUCCAAGCAGCGUUACCGAAGCAGCUACAACUCCAGAUGUUGUCGCCAUCAGGAAACGUGGUUCCACCAAACAGUGGUGGCACUAUAGAACAGCCAAUCAAAAUUAACAACCCAGGAAAAGUGCCGUUAAGAAUGAGGCUACGAAUCUCAUAUACGAUCAACGGACAACCUGUUACUGAAAUGGGGGAAGUGAAUAAUUUUCCUGCCGCUUCAUGGCAGUAGAGAGUUUCAAGUGGGCUCAUUGCCCCCCUCAAAAGUGUAUUAUCACAAACUUGAAACUAUCAAGAUCAUAUAUUUAUAUAGUUAUAUUUGAAUUUAGACCAAUUAUGAUGUAAUAAUAAUAUGUUCCCGCACCAACAAAUUUUGUCAAUCAGGCCUUGGCAUAUGGGGUAGUUAAUAAUCCUGGGUUUGCAUUUUCUUCUUAUUGUACUCGGAAUGGUAUAUUAUGGAAUUAUAUUCAAUAUUUAAAAUUCUUGGUUUUCUGAUAUAUUAUAGGGUCCUUGAAGUCUCAAAAUUUUUUUAAACUGCCAAGGGAAUUAUCGAUACCAUAUUGUUUUGGCCCUCACAGAUGUAUUAAAUGAGGUAAAAAUGAUUGAAAAACAACAAUCCUGGUUAAGAUAUAUUGAGAACUGACUUCAUAUCAAAAUUGAAAUGUACUAAAGGGACACCUGUAUAAUAUGUCGGUACUUCCAUAGUAUGUGUACCAGGUUAUGGUUAGGGCAUAAUUUUAUUUUGAUUUUCCUUAUUUAAGUUCCUU
Styela clava is the source of this 3110-nucleotide messenger RNA. Lineage: Eukaryota; Metazoa; Chordata; Ascidiacea; Stolidobranchia; Styelidae. The record is from RefSeq and is a predicted model, not a curated record.